GUUUAUUCGGGCACUACAACGACCAACAUCGCCCCUAAUGAAGGCGAAGCAGUGUAAACACAACUCCAGGAACAUGAAAAGAUCGGGUGACAGUGUGGGGGAGAAGAGAAGAAAGAGGCGUAAGCUAUUGCAGGAGUUGGGAGACCAGAAGAUUCCCUUCCUGGGACCUUCGGAUCGAGGCUUUCAGCACCUGUGGGAUUCCAGUUACUCCGGACUGGUGUUGAGGCGAUCGUGCUCGCUGGCCGCUGAGCUGCACAGCCGGGUCCAGGCAGCUCUGCUCACCCUCAGAAAGAAGGGCUGCCUCCUGAAAGAUCUGGUUCGGGUCCGAGACCGCGAUGUGUUCACCGCCGUCUGCCGAGUGCUGCUGGGCGAACCGGGACACACCUACCGCUAUCUGGACACGCGGCUCUUUGCUAUUCCCUGGCACAACGAAGAUGCCAACCUCAAAGGACAGAACUGCUGCGACGCUGAUUUAAGAGCGGCUUGUCAGGCGCUGUGGGAGAUCAACAACUUCUUCUGCACAGACGUGUCUCAGCUGAAGGAAGGAGACAGGCUGACGCAGUGCGUGAAGGCCGAGGCGGAGGCCAAACAAGGCGAGGAGGGCGACACGGAGUCCAAACACAGCGAAGAGUCCAAGAACAGCGAAGGGGGGGACUCGGAGUCCAGACAGAGCGAGGAAGGGGAAACAGAGUCCAAACACAGCGAGGAAUGGGACAUUGAGUCGAGGCACAGUGACGAAGGCUGCUCCGGGUCGAAACAGGAAGGCGAGUGGGAGGCCGAGUUCAAGCAGAGCAGCGAGGAGGGCGAGUCCUCCAAAGUCAAACAGCUCGACACCAGCGUCGCCACAGUCUCAGAACAAGGAAAAUGCCCCGGGUGGGCGAAGGAGGCAAUCAGCGGGGUAGAGACUGGACCUGCGGGACUCCAGGCCCCGGAGAAGCCUCUGGCGCAGCUAAAGCACAGCUUGUCAGGUUACCACAUUCAGGACAGAGAGGACCCAGCGAGUGGGCAGGGCUGCUCCCAGCCCAGUCCUCCUCCGCGGACCUGCUCCGGCCCGGUCCAGUUCAACGUCACCUUGCUGAACUACAUGGACCCGGCGCUCACAGGCCAGCUCAAGGAGGAGCCGUACUACGGCAUGGGGAAGAUGGCGGUAGGGUGGCACCACGACGAGAACCUCAUCACGCACUCGCCGGUGGCGGUUUACAACUACAGUUGUCAUAGCGACAAAGGUGAGAGCAGCGAAGGCGGCACCAGUGAGACGACUCGCUGGAGGAUCGGGCUGAAAGUGGCCUGGGACAUCCACACGCCGGGCCUGAUUCUGCCGCUGGAGUCCGGAGACUGCUACUACAUGAGAGACGACCUGAACGGCACCCACCAGCACUGUGUCCUUGCCGGAGACACGGCGCGCUUCAGCUCCACGCACAGAGUGGCCGAGUGCUCCAGCGGGACCCUGACCUACAUCCAGUCCCGGUGCCGGGAGGCCUUGUCCAACCUGCGCACCGACGCUGAGACGGGCUCCCACAGCCUGCUGGUCCUGCAGCCCAGAACGCUACAGAACUGUGAGGAGAUACACAAUGAGGUGGAGUUUGAGUGGCUGCGGCAGUACUGGUUUCAGGGACACCGCUACGCCCGUUUCUGCAGCUGGUGGAGCGGACCGAUGGAGCAGCUGGAGAAGGACUGGAGGCUCAUGGAGACCAUGACGAUGCUCUUCCUGGGCACAGUAGAGGAGGAAGACCAAGCAGGGGAGGGGAGGAGGGAGAUGGCAGAAACCCUGCUGUCUGCCCUGACAGACAGACACCAGCAAAGACAGACAUGGAGAGACAGGUGCCACUCAAGUCUGGCCCAGACGUUACCCCCCGAGGAGGCCCCCGUGGACCGGCCCUUCUGGGGUGUGGACGACCCCAGCAUGCCUCUGCCUUUUGAUCUGGCUGACAUCAUCAGCAAAGUGGAGUCCCUGCUUUGGAGGUGCGCCCGAGUUGUUCAAAUGUAACAACGUGCUCACACCGGGUACACGAAGGCGAAGACCAACACGGAUGUGAAGGACGGAUAGAGGAAGUGAUGAAUAAAGAAAGGGAAAGAGGAACCCACCAGCUUUUCUGAGCGGUCCCACCGACGUUGAUCCCCCCCACCUCUCUACCAUUCCUCCAAACACCACCUCCUGACUCCAGAGCCCCCGGCUGACCCCGGCAUCUCAGCCGCCCCCCCGACCGGGUUCUGGCUGGACAGAACCCGGACCCGCCCACCACAGAAGACCCGGCAUAGUGCUUCAGUAACGUGCUAACGAUGCAAAGCUUAGCCCGAGCUAGCGGUGUCACAGCAGACUAAUGAAACCUACGUGGAACCUGCAUUUCAGUGUUAGCAUUCGUAACUAUUUAUUAUUUCCGUGUUACUUACUCUCACGUAAACCCAGACAUGCUUCUUUCUGUCAGUGGAUAGCGGUCCCAGUUCAGCACAUCCAACUAUGCUUUUCUACCCGUCACACAGUGUUAUGAAACCGUAGGAUGGUAAGAAAACUCACUCUUUGCUCACAUUGUGUGUAGUGUAGCCCCUUUUUCUGAUGUUUGGGAAGUGGAAUAACCCCGAAGAGACCAAAGAAAGAUCACGAUUUGAGAGUUGUGAAUGUCACCCGGUGGAAUGCAUGAAGUGUGUGUUGUCAAGUGUUUGCACUUGUGCCAUACGGAUGUGAGAGUGUGUGUUUGGGUGUGUGCAUUUAGCCAUGUGAGGAUGCAUGUGAUCAGUUGUGUGUGCUCCCCUUCCCCAAGCGUCUUCAUGUAGGUGCGUGUGUGUGGAUGCCAUAGUGUGUGUGUCCGUGUGUGUGUGUGUUUGGGGGUGUGUGUGUGUUUGAGCCAGUAGGCUGCCUGCCAGUUGUUUGUUCCCGAAGACGUGCACACGGAGAAAACAGAGUGAAGCGGCGCAGCGCCUCUCUGCAUCUGCUCUGAUGAAAGGCGGCGCUGACGGAGUGACCCGGAACACAACCGCCGUUUCUCAUAAUUACAGCUGUUAUAUCGCUUUUAAUUACUCUUAAAGCGUGUAGAGCACCACAUUCCCCCUGUAAUGCUGCGGGCCAUCCGAGAGAGCGGGAGAAAGAUCCGGCGCUUCUGACAAAAAAAAAAUAAAUUAAAAAAUCCACUUUCAAAAAAAAAAAAAGCUCAAAAAGGCAAAAAAAAAAGAAAAAGAGGGCCGACGUCAAAGCAGUGUAGCAGCCUUCCUCGUUUGAUUUCUCUCUCUAUCUAGUUCAAGAUGAAGUAGAGAUGCUGUUUACUAUUAAAAAUUCAGAAUGCACUCUGUUUUUUACUUCAGAAGUUUUUUCCAAGAUGUUAAUAGUUGCCAAAUGCUGUUCUUCUUGCUUCUUCUUUCAUUAUUUUUUUUGAUUUUGUUUUGAUUUUUAUUUGUUGUUGGGUUUUUUUUUUUUUUUUGCGCCUUUGUUGUUUGUAUUUGUCAGAGAUUUGUUUGUAGAUCGGCAGCAGCUUCGACCUGUUUGAAUCACUCCGUGCUCCCUGCGCCUCGGCUUGUCUGUUUGAAGCAAUAGGAAUGGCAGUAAAUAAAAAAUGUGUUUUAUCCAG
This is a messenger RNA of Cololabis saira (Pacific saury), 3560 nucleotides long. RefSeq names its product FTO alpha-ketoglutarate dependent dioxygenase (gene fto). The transcript has 10 exons. Gene Ontology annotation, molecular function: ferrous iron binding; mRNA N6-methyladenosine dioxygenase activity; broad specificity oxidative DNA demethylase activity. The record is from RefSeq and is a predicted model, not a curated record. Gene Ontology annotation, biological process: regulation of multicellular organism growth; DNA alkylation repair; RNA repair. The coding region runs from base 38 to 1987 and encodes 649 amino acids. NCBI's taxonomy places the organism in Eukaryota, Metazoa, Chordata, Actinopteri, Beloniformes, Belonidae.